Penicillium argentinense is the source of this 867-nucleotide messenger RNA. RefSeq lists its product as uncharacterized. The coding region runs from base 1 to 867 and encodes 288 amino acids. Gene Ontology annotation, cellular component: intracellular anatomical structure. Gene Ontology annotation, molecular function: oxidoreductase activity, acting on NAD(P)H, oxygen as acceptor. Lineage: Eukaryota; Fungi; Ascomycota; Eurotiomycetes; Eurotiales; Aspergillaceae. The record is from RefSeq and is a predicted model, not a curated record. The transcript has 5 exons.
AUGUCGUCGUCCGUCCCCUCGCAGUCUGCGCCCUUGGGGCCACAAACCAAGAUUGCGCUCGAGUCCAAAGUCAUCGCGAUUACCGGCGCAAACCGCGGAAUCGGACUCGGCAUCGCCGAAUGCUGUCUCACCAAUGGCGCUGCCCGGAUUUACUCCAUCGACAUCGGCGAGGUCGGCGACGACUUCCACGCUUUAUCCAAGCGCUUCCCUAACCAACUUUUUGCCGUCCAAGCCGAUGUGACACAAGAAGCCAGCAUCUCCGCGGCAGUGGAUAAAAUCGUGGAGGAGGCCGGGGCGCUGCAUGGAAUGGUUGUGAAUGCAGGACGGACGAACCACAAGGCCGCGCUAGAUUUCACGACCGAGGAGAUUGAGGCGCUUUUCUCUGUCAAUCUUUUCGGUGCAUUUUACACGGCCAGGUGUGCCGCCCGUGCAUUCAUCAAACUGGGCAUCAAGGGAGCGAUUGUGUUUACGGCUUCGAUGGCUUCGUAUCGACCCAAUAAGCGUGUCCCCUCCACCCCCUAUGGCGCGUCCAAGGCUGGCAUUCGGAACAUGACCCACACCCUCGCGAUGGAAUGGGCUCAACAUGGAAUUCGCGUGAACAGCGUCUCUCCUGGGCUGGUGAACACGGCCAUGACGUACUGGGUGCCUCAGCAGCCCGACUGGGAGCAGCAGUUGAAAUACUAUGGAGGAUUUCCGCGCCUGGCGGAGGUUCAGGAGCUUGGGGGCGCCUAUGUUUACCUGCUGAGUGAUGCGGCAAGCUAUACCACCUCCAUCGACAUCCCGGUGAAUGGAGUUAUUGGAAGGGCUGCUGGAACCGCGGCCAGUCGUAAAGUAGCUCGAUCAUUCUUUCGUGUACCGGAUAUGUAA